Caretta caretta (loggerhead turtle) is the source of this 2827-nucleotide messenger RNA. RefSeq names its product tubulin beta 1 class VI (gene TUBB1). Gene Ontology annotation, biological process: microtubule-based process. The record is from RefSeq and is a predicted model, not a curated record. Gene Ontology annotation, molecular function: structural constituent of cytoskeleton; GTP binding; GTPase activity. NCBI's taxonomy places the organism in Eukaryota, Metazoa, Chordata, Testudines, Cheloniidae. Gene Ontology annotation, cellular component: microtubule.
UUAGUUGAGGGAGAAGCAAAUUCUUCCUCUCCACUUACUCUGCAACGUAAGUCUGAUCGUACAUUCCAUACAUAGGAAGAAAGCCCAGUGAAUGGGAGUUUUGCCUAUAUGUGAGCAGGCUUUGUUAAUAGGAAGAUGAGCAUAAUGUGUGGAGUUGGAUACUCCCCUGAAGCUUGUUUGAGUGACGGCGUAUAAAAAAGGCCCUUUUUGAAAUGAGUCCAGUGUGGCUGUAGCUGAUACUGCAGGAGAGAGAGGGUUUCUGCCAGAGGCUGAGCCUAGAGGAACUGGAAUAGGCUGUAGGCUGAACUUUCCAGUCUACAUAAAAUGCGUGAAAUUGUGCAUCUUCAGAUUGGCCAAUGUGGAAACCAAGUUGGAGCUAAGUUCUGGGAAGUGAUAAGUGAUGAACAUGGAAUUGAUGUCACUGGGAACUACCACGGUGAUUCGCCACUGCAGCUUGAGAGAAUUAAUGUGUACUUCAACGAAGCUCAUUCCAAGAAGUUUGUGCCCCGUUCUAUCUUGGUGGACUUGGAACCUGGAACCAUGGACAGUGUACGAUCCAGCAAAAUAGGCCCACUCUUUCGACCUGACAAUUUUAUUCAUGGUAAUUCAGGUGCUGGCAACAACUGGGCUAAGGGCCAUUACACAGAAGGAGCUGAGCUGAUUGACAGUGUAAUGGAUGUGGUCAGGAAUGAGUGUGAGAGCUGUGAUUGCCUGCAGGGGUUUCAGCUCAUCCAUUCACUUGGAGGAGGCACAGGAUCUGGUAUGGGCACACUCCUUAUCAACAAAAUCAGAGAAGAAUACCCUGAUAGGAUUAUUAAUACUUUCAGCGUAGUGCCUUCACCCAAAGUAUCAGACACAGUUGUAGAGCCAUAUAAUGCCAUACUGUCCAUCCACCAGCUGAUAGAGAACACAGAUGACACCUUUUGUAUUGACAAUGAAGCUCUGUACGACAUAUGCUUUAGAACCCUAAAGCUCCGCAGCCCCACCUAUGGUGACCUCAAUCAUCUGGUGUCCCUGACCAUGAGUGGUGUCACCACCUCAGUCCGUUUUCCUGGUCAACUCAAUGCAGAUCUGAGGAAGCUGGCUGUCAACAUGGUGCCUUUCCCUCGCCUGCACUUCUUUAUGCCUGGCUUUGCUCCACUGACAGCUCGAGGCAGUCAGCAAUACAGAGCCCUCUCGGUCCCAGAGCUUACCCAACAAAUGUUUGAUGCACGGAACAUGAUGGCAGCCUGUGACCCUCGUCAUGGACGCUAUUUGACUGUGGCAUGCAUCUUCAGAGGCCAGAUGUCUACCAGAGAAGUGGAUGAACAGUUGCUGGCUAUCCAGACCAAAGAUAGUGCCUACUUUGUGGAGUGGAUCCCUAACAAUGUGAAAGUGGCAGUGUGUGACAUACCACCACGAGGGCUGAAGAUGGCAGCCACCUUUAUAGGCAACAACACAGCCAUCCAAGAGCUCUUCAUUAGAGUUUCUGAACAGUUCUCAGCUAUGUUCAGACGGAAAGCAUUUCUCCACUGGUAUACUGGUGAAGGUAUGGAUGAGAUGGAGUUUUCUGAAGCAGAAGGCAAUACCAAUGACUUGGUGUCUGAGUACCAACAGUAUCAGGAUGCUUCAGGAGAUGUAGAUGAAUAUAAAGAGGUAGAAGUGGAAGUUAACCAAGAACAAGAAACACUUGAAAAAGAUUUUUAAUAUCAGAACACUAUCCAAGAACACUUAUUGAAUGUACAUCUUCUAUUAAAAAGUAAUACUCACCUACCUAUCUGAAGGGAGAACUCUUAAAAGUAUCUACCUUUCUCUAUAUUAAAUCAAAGCAUAUCCACUGUAUAUAUGAGUAUAAAGUAUUGUGACACUGAAAUUAACACCCAUAGUGCCUUUUCCUCGUAAACAAUGUCUGGUACAGCAAACCCCACAAAAAUAACAACCACAAGAGCAAGUUGUGCUAUGUCAGCCAUCUUCACAAUUCACUAGCUUUUAGAAUGGUAUAGUCAGAUUCUGAAUGUAACAGCGUGUUGUGUGUGACAAAAGUCAUGACAAUGAGUGUUGGUGUAAUAUGCUCUAAACUGUCAUAACGUUUAUGAAUUCUCAGGCAAAUGGAGAUUUAGGUUUUACAUUUGGGAAUUUUAGAAGGAUACAUGUGUAUUUAUCCAUCAGGUUAUAACAGUAAGUACCUAUUUUGUUCUGCACACCAAUCAGCAAGCUGAAUCAGUGUUUGUUAAGGAGUGUAGAAAAAAGUUUUAAGAUACCUUCUAAAACAUUUCUUAACAGACUGAAAGAGUAUUAACCAAUAACAUCACUUUCUUUUUGUUUUACAUUAUGGAAGAUUUUUUGUAUUCGCAAUGUUUUUAUAUUUCAUCUUCAAUUACAUAUUUAGAGUGGUUUAUAUCAGCUCAUAGUUUUGUGAACUUUAUCUAGAAGUUUCUUUUGGUGCCGUCCCUCUCCCUUUAAAGAGUGUAUUUAUAACUUUUCCUCUUAUUGUUUCAUACAGUGAACUAAAUAGAAUGGUUUGCAGCUAGUUUGAGAUGUAACCCCAAUGUCACAAUUCAGUUUACAUAAUUUAGGAAAGUUAAAAACAACAAUGCAUCUCACUCAAAGACAGAUCCUGUUGCUAGCCAUUGUGGUGAUGUUAUCCAUUCAAUGCUAUUUAUAAUAUAGCAACUAUUACUGUGGUGUUUUGAUGUUUUCUGAAUCAUUCCCCCACUUUAAACAAAUAUUUAACAGUUUACUCAAAUAAUUUCUAAGACCUUUACAAGACUUUUUUGAAAAUAUUUUUCCUUGUCUAUCAAAUGUGCUUCAUUAAAAGUUAAAUCUCAUAAAAAAACAAAUGUUUAUG